AUGAAACCCCCCAGGUAUUCCAUCUGUUGCAACUGUACGACGCGCCGAGUCUCCGUUUUUCGUCACGGAAUCACGAAUGUCGUCUCCUUCUUUGCCGUCAUCAUCGAGGUGCUAAUGCUGAUCAUGUUCGUCUACACGCCAGCCGCCCAAUACGUCAUGGAUAUCCGAUCACCACCGGGAUUCGUGUGGGCGUUCGCGCCGUUCGUCGGCUUGUACCUGCUCGUCUUCAACGAGUUGCGAAAAUUCCUGAUCCGGCGGCAUCCGAGGCAUUGGCUCGUUAAACUCAUCAAAUGG
Molecule: messenger RNA, 294 nt
Organism: Mesorhabditis spiculigera
Lineage: Eukaryota; Metazoa; Nematoda; Chromadorea; Rhabditida; Rhabditidae
Source: the annotation of a GenBank genome assembly